This is a messenger RNA of Corticium candelabrum, 759 nucleotides long. RefSeq lists its product as uncharacterized. The transcript has 3 exons. Lineage: Eukaryota; Metazoa; Porifera; Homoscleromorpha; Homosclerophorida; Plakinidae. The record is from RefSeq and is a predicted model, not a curated record. The coding region runs from base 37 to 612 and encodes 191 amino acids.
UCAAACCGUUACUCACUCGGCACGGCCGUGCAAAGAAUGCAAGACAGGGAAUGGACGCACCAGUGCGUGUUGACGUUGUCCGUGAACGACGCGGAGCAAGACGACGGCCACAACUGCAUAAAGAUUUACUUCGCUGACAAAAGUUCCAACUCUAAGAAAGCAAUCGCAACGUACCGAAAAGAUCUACUAAACAUGACUCAAGCCUGCAACCGUUCCGUUGAGAUUUCAGCGGUACUCUACGUGGGCUCCAAGUCUAACUCCUCGGGAGCCGUCGUCCUGGCUCGACUACAUCCGACCCGAUGUUGCCCCGCCAGCCGCAUUCUCUCUCUCGCUCAGAAAUGGAUACAAAGCAACCGUAUACCAGACGUUCGAUUGGAGACGUUUCACGACGUCGACGGUGUGUGCAGACCGACGUAUGGAGCAAAAAACCGCGUCUGUACCGCCUACGGAUACUGUCGUCUCAAUAACGAUGCGACAGAGCCUUACAAAGCGUUGAAAAAGUGCCGAAACAAUCGAAGUCAAACGAAGGAAAGUAAAUCGGGUGAGUGCGAUGCUGCUCCUUCGGGCGAUCCGACGGUAGAUCUCUUCAAGCAUUGUCCAAAACUCGAUUAGUGAAGCGAUUACUAUAGGCAAUUUAACAUUUUUAGUGGUAACAAAGUAAGAUAUAUUAUAGACUAUAAUUUAUUUGUAAAAAAUUGCAUUUUUGUAUUAGAGUAUUGUGACUGCAUGGAAUAUGAUAUUGCUCACUCGUGUCAAUUA